CAAUUUCUGUGAUCAAGUUAAUUGACAAGUGCUUUGGAGAUUGCCGCCAUACGUUGACGUUCUCUGCCGCACAGCCGCGCUUCUGCCUUAAGCGUACAGUCUACGGAAUCAGGAAGAAAUCCACAGACCGUUGUAUAAUGGUUUGUAUCAGACCCGCGACGAUUGACGAUCUUAUGCAGAUGCAACGAUGCAACUUGCUCUGCCUACCGGAGAAUUACCAACUAAAGUACUACUUGUACCACAUUCUAUCUUGGCCUCAGCUGCUGCAAGUCGCGGAAGACUAUGACGGGAAAAUCGUGGGUUACGUCCUUGCCAAAAUGGAGGAGGACGCCUCGGAGCCCCACGGCCACAUCACCUCGGUUGCGGUGGCUCGCACCCACCGGAAGCUGGGGCUGGCGACCAAGCUCAUGAAUGCAACACAUAAGGCCAUGGAGGAGGUGUUUGGGGCCAAGUACGUGUCACUUCAUGUACGGGAGACCAACAAGGUUGCCGUACACUUGUACACCAUGACGCUAGGAUACGAGAUUUACGACAAGGAAGGCAAGUACUAUGCCGAUGGCGAGGACGCGUACGAGAUGCGCAAGUAUUUCGGAGCGUCACGGCCGGCACUUGCGAAGAAGGCGGCGGCGCUGACGGCAGCGGUGACUGGGACAGCCAUCUAGGCGCCGGCGGCGCCUUGGCUCCGCCGCUGUGCCGGCGGCGCUGUGUCCGAGAGAGCGGAAAGGCAGUAGCGGCAGCCACGGCAGCAGCAACUGAAGCGCAGGCAUGUGCGCGGUAGGACCCAACAUGUCACCUCAGCCACGAACGUUCGAUGGUUGAGGGCGUAUACAAAAAAAAAUUUACGCCAUUCUUGCACAUUUUGGAUUGCGGGAGAUGUAGCUCCGAAACCCACCCAAAAGCCAACCGACACGCAUACACAGAACACAUCCCGCAGCUGCGUGUUCACUCCGCCUCUUUCGCCCGCUCCGUGUCCAUCAUGAACCCGCGCACCACUCGAGCAUUGCUGAAGCUGGUGAGCCACACGCUGUAAGUAAAGAAGGUGUGAUGUCGCACUUCACCACCACAACGAUGCGCCGGAGGGAAACUGGAGGAGAAACAGCAUUGCAAGGCCUCAAGGCGAGACUGCGUCGUUACCAUUUCCUUCGUACGACAGUCAGUAUUGUACGGCAGGAGUUGGCUUGUUAGGUUUAUGGUACUGCAUGUGGUUUCAUGGAACCGGAGCCUGCGGGCUGUAGGGAGGGGGCGCCGUUUGCUGCACCGCUAGGCGGGGGGGGGUGCCGGUUGCCGUUGGGAUGGGAUGACGAGCGUGGGAUGACGAGCUGGAGCAAGAGCUGGGCUCCCCUCCUGGCGGACAUGCAGGGGAAGGAAAGCAAUACCUGCGCGGGUAACGCAUUUUUGCCACUUGUGGCUGAAGGUCGGUGGGGGCUUU
Molecule: messenger RNA, 1429 nt
Organism: Volvox carteri f. nagariensis
Lineage: Eukaryota; Viridiplantae; Chlorophyta; Chlorophyceae; Chlamydomonadales; Volvocaceae
Exons: 6
Coding region: 138-662 (174 amino acids)
Biological process (GO): N-terminal peptidyl-glutamic acid acetylation
Cellular component (GO): NatA complex
Molecular function (GO): protein-N-terminal-glutamate acetyltransferase activity; protein N-terminal-serine acetyltransferase activity
Source: RefSeq, a predicted model, not a curated record